GUGGCCCGGCCGGGCAGCGACGGGGACGCGCCUGCGCAGAGGCGACCGCACGACCAGGGCGGACUCCGGGGGCGCGGCGAGGAGAGACAUGAAACUGAGCUGGGUGCUGGCAGUUGUGUCCGUCUGCCUGGGUGCUCUGGCCACGGCCACGGCGGCCGAAGGCAAACGCAAGCUGCAGAUCGGGGUCAAGAAGCGCGUGGACCACUGUCCCAUUAAGUCGCGGAAAGGCGACGUGCUGCACAUGCACUACACGGGGAAGCUGGAGGAUGGGACGGAGUUUGACAGCAGCCUGCCCCAGAACCAGCCCUUCGUCUUCUCCCUGGGCACCGGCCAGGUCAUCAAGGGCUGGGACCAGGGGCUGCUAGGGAUGUGUGAGGGGGAGAAGCGGAAGUUGGUGAUCCCCUCGGAGCUGGGGUACGGGGAGCGGGGAGCCCCUCCCAAGAUCCCAGGGGGUGCGACCCUGGUGUUCGAGGUGGAACUGCUCAAGAUCGAGCGGCGGGCGGAGCUGUAGCAGGACCGACAGGGCGGACUGGGGGAGAGGGACUAACAGGGACCAGACUGGUGAAGAAAAACAAAAACAAACAAAAAAAAACCCUUGAAACCUCCA
Molecule: messenger RNA, 607 nt
Organism: Ochotona curzoniae (black-lipped pika)
Lineage: Eukaryota; Metazoa; Chordata; Mammalia; Lagomorpha; Ochotonidae
Gene: FKBP2
Product: FKBP prolyl isomerase 2
Exons: 6
Coding region: 89-511 (140 amino acids)
Biological process (GO): protein peptidyl-prolyl isomerization
Molecular function (GO): peptidyl-prolyl cis-trans isomerase activity
Source: RefSeq, a predicted model, not a curated record